UUCAUUGGGACUGUUGUUCUUGUAUCUCCAAGAAUUGAAGAGGAAGUCCAAGGUGUUUAUGGAAUGAAACGAAGUUUAACGAUGGAUGAACGUGAAAGCAGAGCAACUUCCAAAAAACCGAACAUUCCAAGAACGAAGUCAGAGCCUCCUUUGAAGGGAAGUGACAGGGUCAAAUCUAGAGAAGAGUUUUAUGGUGACCCAGACAAUGAAGAAUAUGGUAAAAUGUACUUAGAAAUGCCAAUCAAUGAGAAAAGAAAGUUGUACAGGUGUGGGAAAAAUUUUGAAAAAGCUGAUGAGCUAGUUGUUUGGCCUGCCAUUUGGCAGGUUCGGAAAGAACAUUUCAGGUUCAAAGGAAAGAUUCCAGCAUCUCAGGUUGUCUAUCCUGUCAACAAAUCAUUCAACAACAAAAUAGCAAUCAAGCAAGGUGACAUUACAACUCUUGAAAUUGAUGCUAUAGUCAAUGCGGCUAAUUCGUCUUUACUUGGUGGAGGAGGAGUUGAUGGGGCAAUCCACCGGGCUGCUGGAUCCUCCCUUCGUAAUGAGUGUAUUCCUCUAAAAGGCUGCAACACUGGUGAUGCAAAAAUAACUUCAGGUCAUCGCUUACCAGCAAGAUAUAUCAUACAUACUGUUGGCCCAGUUGGUAAACAGCCAGUAUUUCUUGAAAGAUGUUAUCAGAACUGUUUGGACAUGGCCCUAAAAUUCAACAUCAGAACAAUUGCCUUCCCUUGCAUUUCUACUGGGGUUUAUGGCUAUCCGUCAACCGAUGCAGCACAUGUGGCUUUGAAUACUGUUAGAAAAUGGUUGGAAGUGGACGACAAUGCUGACAAGGUGGACAAGGUAAUUUUCUGCAUAUUUUUAAAUAGUGAUUGGAACAUUUAUGGAGAGUAUCUGCAGUUUUACUUCCCUUGUGAAGAAAUCCUCCAAGAGGAAGAAAGAAACAAAUCGAAAGCCGAUACUAAUAAAGAGAGUGCACGAAAAGACAAAGAAGGAACCGAUGAUUUAGGAGAUGUACCAGAUGCAGAUUUAGACGAUCUUUUGGCAAUGGUCCAGGAAGAAAACAAGGAUAGGACACAGAAAGAUGAUGAAGCGUCAAAGCAAGUUGAAGCAGGUAAUGAGAAAAGAGAAAAAGAUAAAGGUGCUGGUUUGAAAAAGGAGGAGAAAAGACAGGAAACACGCAGCUCAAGAGAAGAUCACGGUGACAAGACUGUGCGAAAGGAUGAAGGCAAAGAGACUCUGGGUUCGGGGGUCGACAAGGAGGAUGAAAUGGAACAGCGUAUCCUAGUUGUUGAAAAAAAAGAAGAUGAGCAAAGCAAGGAUGUUGAUAAUGUGAACAUGAAUAAGGAUGUAGAGAAUCUGAAAUUAGAGGAAACCCGCGCUGAAAACGGCGGCAAAGACCAGUAAAUUUGAAUUGCUGCAAGAUGGAUAGCCGAGACACAUGUUGCUAUUUUAUUAUUAAUUUGUAGAAAUAUAGCUAGGUACAUCCCCGGGAAGAAGUGGGUAUGGGUGGUUUUAGAAACGGUGUCCUUUGCUAAAUUCAUCAGAAAAUAGUUUUAGAAAGAAAGAAUUAGAAAGAAAGAAUUCAAACAAUCUUUUGGUGGUACAAAACUUAAAAAUGGCUUUAAAAAAAGCAAACAUUUGAGUAUGCUAAAGCUUUACGUCUGACACUAUUCAGAGUAUGAAACGUCAGAACAUAGAUCGAAAACUCUACGCUAGGAAACAAAUCUACCCUGUUGUGGACCGAAAUAGGCGAAUCAGUAACGCGAUCAGAUGACUGUUGAGGUUGCCCGAUCUGUGCCGCUUGCCUAUUGAGAAUAUUACCAAUGGAAUCUUAAGGCGAAAACGAACUCCUUUUGUCUGCACAAAGCGGUUUUUCGUGCUUAUUAAAUAGAUUUCAAAACUAUAUGUUUGCUUUAGUAUACUGAAAUGUUUGCUUUUUUCAAAGCCAUUUUAAAGAAAGAAUUAUAAAUAAGGGACGGUACUCUGUCAAGAUGUUUGCCACAACAUUCGGAUGAGUUUGAGGAGGUUUAGUCUCUUUGCACUCUUCAGUCGUGUGUUCUUGCUUAAGCAGUACUUUUUGCAGUGCUUCAAGUUGUAUAAAAGAUCUAUCUAAUCUUUCACAAAUCGGUAACGCAAGUUAUUGUUGA
Molecule: messenger RNA, 2144 nt
Organism: Rhopilema esculentum
Lineage: Eukaryota; Metazoa; Cnidaria; Scyphozoa; Rhizostomeae; Rhizostomatidae
Product: ADP-ribose glycohydrolase MACROD2
Biological process (GO): peptidyl-glutamate ADP-deribosylation; purine nucleoside metabolic process; DNA damage response
Cellular component (GO): nucleoplasm
Molecular function (GO): ADP-ribosylglutamate-[protein] hydrolase activity
Source: RefSeq, a predicted model, not a curated record